AUGGUGUUUGAGCGGCCCGAAGAGGGGUUCCCAAACUCCCGAAGCCACGGAGGAAAAAAAAAAAAACCACCCAGUCCCGCACCUCCCGCGCCGCCCCUCCCCUCCCCCAAGAACCAGCCGCCGCGACACCACCUCCCCCGGAUCCGGCCACCGGACCGCCUCCUUCCCACAGAUACGGUCGGGAUUGAUCCCACCGCCGCCUGCCGCCACCAAGCACCGGCGUGCGACCCCGACGCCGCCUCCCUCCAUGACGCGCCGGCUCCCGACCCCGUCACCUACCUCUGGAAAAAUAAAAAGAAACCACUUUCUACAUGCAAAAGGGCAUCAAAUUUUGGAAGAAGUAUGGCGUUGAAUGAAAAAAUGAGGGAAAAAAGGAUCCUCAAGCAAAUCAAGCACUGGAAAUCUUCCUUGGUGGAGCUAGUAAUGCAAAGCUGCAAAGCUUCAGUUUUAUGUAAUCUUGGCUAAAUUGUGAUAAUUUUAUGUUGCUGUGAACCUCUGUUGUACUGUUCAGAUUGAACUUUUCACAAAGUCCUAUGUUGAAGCUCCUCCUUCUAUUUUUCA
This is a messenger RNA of Triticum aestivum (bread wheat), 561 nucleotides long. Its product is annotated as pistil-specific extensin-like protein. The record is from RefSeq and is a predicted model, not a curated record. The transcript has 3 exons. Bases 1 to 465 code for a protein of 154 amino acids. NCBI's taxonomy places the organism in Eukaryota, Viridiplantae, Streptophyta, Magnoliopsida, Poales, Poaceae.